Meloidogyne enterolobii is the source of this 582-nucleotide messenger RNA. The record is from the annotation of a GenBank genome assembly. NCBI's taxonomy places the organism in Eukaryota, Metazoa, Nematoda, Chromadorea, Rhabditida, Meloidogynidae.
AUGGGUUUAAUUGGAAUAUUACGAAAAUUAAAACAAAAACAAGGAAGAGAACUUAGAAUUCUUUUAUUGGGCCUUGAUAAUGCUGGGAAAACAACAAUUUUAAAAAAAUUAGCUGCAGAAGAUGUAACACAUAUUACGCCUACACAGGGAUUUAAUAUUAAAAGUGUUAUGGCUGAUGAUGUUCGUUUAAAUGUUUGGGACAUUGGUGGUCAGCGAAAGAUUAGGCCUUAUUGGAAAAAUUAUUUUGAUAAUACAGAUGUAUUAAUUUAUGUAAUUGAUAGUAGUGACAGAAAAAGAUUUGAUGAAACAGCUAUGGAAUUGUCUGAAUUGUUGGAGGAAGAAAAAUUAAAAAAUGUUCCUAUGCUUGUUUUUGCGAACAAACAAGAUUUGUUAACUUCAGCAAAGGCUAGUGAAAUUGCUGGAGGUUUACAGCUAGUUAAAAUAAGAGACAGAUCUUGGCAAAUCCAAGCAUGUUCAGCACUUUCUGGUGAAGGAAUUAAAGAUGGAAUGGAAUGGAUAUCAAAAAAUAUAAAGAAUGACGGAAUUAUUAAACAAGGAGGACAAACAUCUGAAUAAAUAUUU